UGGUGCAUUCUUGCGUCGAUCUUGAAUGUCUUCGACUUCACUGUCGCUAAGCUAGGUACGCUAUGUCGUUGUUGUGUUAAACGAGCUAAGGAGUCAUAAAAAGGGAACUCUAGAUAAUUGUAAACCUAUUGACGAGUGCUGAAGAUUAAGGGAUGAACGAACGACGUCACAUGUUCGGCAGUCAAUUUAGUAGAACCUGGUGAGCCUCAAGACGAAGCGGGACUAACGUCGAUCUGCAUUUUGGGGCAAGGGACUAAAUCUAAGGUGGAACCAGGGUCCCAUUUCAACUCCAUACCUUCCGGUAGUUGAUCGACACGCAUGCGAAAUUGCCCAGAAUAGCAACAUUAUUGCUUUCGAUAGCGGUAAAGGCUACUGGAAUAUUCGAGGCGGGAUACACGUGGCAAGGGGGCUGGGAGGGUUUCGACGAGUAUAUUAGACGUCGACAUCUCGCCCUUUCAGAGAGAGAAAGAAUACCAACACAAACACAACCACUAUCGUUUAACUCUCACCUAAGUCAUUCCUUGCCAGUCGGUCCGGUCGCUCUAUACCAUUGAGGUUCUAUCGCACAAUUUUCACUCGUUUAAUACAAAUCUCAAGACAACAUCAACAUGCAUUUCCUCGCAGUCCUCACCAUUGCUACUACCGCCUCUGCGGUCCCCUUCAUGAACCGUAGGGACUACGGCACUGCCAACUACACGCCCGUCCCCUCUGUUCCCAGUGCCGGCCCUGGCGCACCUGGCAACUCUGGCAACCACCCCGGUAACAACACUCCCGCUCCUGGCUCCUACCCAGGUGCCAGCGUACCGGGCACCCCAGCUGGCCCAGGUAACGCCCCCGGCGCCCCCGGCAACUCUCCGGGCACUCCAGGAAACGCAGGCACCGCACCGGCUGGCGGGCCGACUGUCGUGCCAACUGGCUACGCGACUAGCCCUUCAGCUACCGCCCCGUCUAAGCCCUCGGUUGAGACCCAUAUCUCUAAGCCGGUUGCUCCCGCUCCCGAGACCACCCCUAAGCCCGUCCAGCCUGCUCACCCGGCUGGUGGCUACCCCACCGGUGGUGAUGUAACCGUCCCUGCUGUCCCCCACAACGGUGGCUCUUCGCCUUCGUCGCCGGCGCACUCCUUCCCCACCGUCCCCGCUGGAUCUGCUCCUCCCGCUCCCUCAGCUCCUUCGGUCACUGUGCCCGUUACUCCCCAGGCUCCCGCUGCCCCGGCUGAGUCCCACCCGGCUCCUCCUGCCCCUACUCACCCCGCUGGUGGCUACCCCUCCGCUCCCAGCGGACCCAGCCCUGCCGGCCCUGGCAGCAACACCCCCGGCAGCAGCACCCCCGGCAACAACACUCCGGGAAACAACACUCCUGGUGGCAACACCCCCGCUGCCGGCGGUUACCCUACCAACUAAGCAGUCACCACCUCAUCACUGUGGGAACUCGGGCCUUC
Messenger RNA from Annulohypoxylon maeteangense, 1438 nucleotides. RefSeq lists its product as uncharacterized. The record is from RefSeq and is a predicted model, not a curated record. The coding region runs from base 609 to 1400 and encodes 263 amino acids. The transcript has a single exon. Lineage: Eukaryota; Fungi; Ascomycota; Sordariomycetes; Xylariales; Hypoxylaceae.